AUGAAAGAAGCUCAAAAGUGGGCUAUAUCCAGAGGAGAAUCAGAAACUGGAAGUGAUUUAAGUGAAGGAGAGUAUACGUCCAAGUGCGACGCUGUAUUAGAAGGCCGGGUUGCUGUGACGCUCAUGCACCAGCCCACGGCACGUGUAGGCUCCUCACACGGGCACCGGAACAAAUCUCUAGAUUUUGAAAAUUGCGGAAACUCCGUUGGGAGUGGAAGACCCAGGUGGGAUCGUCGUCAAGUUGAACCUCCGGAGCUCCUUAAUGGUGGAACUCGUCUUGUUUACCUACUUGUCCAAGUUGUGAGAAAUGGAUCAGGGAAGUAUGGUAAUGGUGGAUCCGGGAAGUAUGGUAAUGUUGGAUCCGGGAAGUAUGGUAAUGGUGGAUCAGGGAAGUAUGGUAAAGGUGGAUCAGAGAAGCAAGGGAAGUAUGGUAAUGGUGGAUCAGGGAGGUAUGGUAAUGGUGGAUCAAGAAAGUAUGGUAAUGGUGGAUCAGGGAAGUAUGGUAAUGGUGGAUCAAGGAAGUAUGGUAAUGGUGGAUCAGGGAAGUAUGAUGCAAUUGAUGCUCAUAACGGUGUAUUUAAUUGUUACUUUACUGACUCCCGCUAA
Procambarus clarkii (red swamp crayfish) is the source of this 606-nucleotide messenger RNA. The record is from RefSeq and is a predicted model, not a curated record. Lineage: Eukaryota; Metazoa; Arthropoda; Malacostraca; Decapoda; Cambaridae.